Hydatigera taeniaeformis is the source of this 1116-nucleotide messenger RNA. The record is from the annotation of a GenBank genome assembly. NCBI's taxonomy places the organism in Eukaryota, Metazoa, Platyhelminthes, Cestoda, Cyclophyllidea, Taeniidae.
AUGCUCCAACCUACUCUUAAGUUGGUGAUUAGGUUCCAACCCAAAGAAUUUGCAUUUUAUGGCAAAAGAAAGCCCAUUCAGUGCUGGGUACCGCAGGAAUUCAAGCAUCCAUGGGAAGAGUAUGCAGAGAAUUUGUGUUGGAUCCAGAAUACCUACUUCCUGCUGCCAAAUGAAGACGUACCAGAGGAUGACUUUGAAUUGCACCGAGUGAAGUACGUAGGUUACUAUCAGUGGAUAGUAAUUGUUUUGGCUGGCCAAGCGAUGCUCUCCUGGGUGCCCUACCUAGUAUGGAGGGUGGGCUCAAAACGUCUACCCAUUCUCCUGCGCUCUGCUCGUGAGGCUGCUAUUCCCGACCGCGAGUUGCGACAAAAAGCCGUUUCCUGUUUGGUUGCCACAUUGGAGGAGAUCUCUGAGUCCACUGCUCGCCAAAAACGCGUCAAGUCCUCCCUCAAACGUAUCUUUUGCUCCAUUCGACCAAAUAUCGAGAUCACCCUCCUUUUUUUCUUUGUCCGAUGCCUCUUCAUCGGCAAUUCGGUGGGACAGAUCUACCUGAUGAAACAUUUCAUUGGUAGUAAUAGCUCCUACUUUGGCAUAGACAUGCUCAACAAUUUAAUAGCUGGACGCGACUGGGAGACUACCGGACAAUUCCCACGGGUCACCUACUGUACAGUCAAUGUUAGAAAAAUGGGACAAAUCAAACCUGCAAGCUAUACCCUUCAAUGCGUACUUCCAAUCAACUACUUCGUUGAAAAGAUCUUCGUCUUUCUCUGGUUCUGGUUUCUCCUCCUGGGUGCCUUUACCGCGUUUAGCACACUGCAGUGGGCCUUCAACACGUUAGUACCGGUCCGACGGAUCGCCUAUAUUAAGCAAUAUAUUCGAGCUAUCCGCCAGCUUUCCAACACUGAGGAACGUGACUGUACGCGCUUUGUGAACAACAAUUUGGGUCCCGAUGGAGUUCUCAUCCUCCAGGUCGUCUCACGGGCAUCUAGUGAUCUUAUUGCCCUCGACGUCACUGCCACUCUGUGGAACAACUAUCGUCACGCCAAGAUCACAGGCACGGAGGAGGAUUUUAGUCGCUUCAUAGAAAACGUCAAUCGAGGCACCUCGGCAGUGUAG